AUGAAAUUACCCACUGGAAGCGAGGCGCAGGAAGUCGUUGGGGACGAGUUCCACAUUACUAGACCCCAAGCUCUCACCAUCACCGCUAUGAUGGUGCUGAGCCUCAUGGCGGCGCUUGAUGGGUCUUUACUAGCGGUGGCAUUGCCGGUCAUCGCCAAUGACUUGCACGCCUCGGCCAUCCAAGGCUUCUGGGCCGGAACCUCAUAUCUCCUCUGUAGUGCCGUGUUCCAGCCCAUCUUCGGCUCUCUCUCGGAAGCCUUGGGCCGCAAAGCUCUGGUUCUGUUCGGGAUGGUGAUUUUUGCGCUUGGGGCGCUCGUCGCAGGAAUUGCGCACAAUGUCACUCAGCUCUUAGUAGGUCGGUCGCUGCAGGGGGUGGGCGGGGGUGGUUUGAUCACCCUCAGUAGCAUCAUCAUCGCGGAUUAUAUCCCAUUGAAAGCGCGAGGUCGGUAUCUCGGCAUGCUCAGCGCCGUGUGGGCUGUUGGAUCGGUGAUCGGGCCGGUGAUUGGGGGCUGCUUUGCAGAGAAAUCAACUUGGCGCUGGAUCUUUUACAUCAAUUUCCCCUUCAUCGGGAUUGGCGCUGCACUUCUGUUGGUCUUCUUUCCCCGGGCGUCGGCCUCAUGCCACCCCCGCGACUGGCGGGCUAAGCUCCGUGAGAUCGACCUGGUGGGCAUGGUCCUCUUCGCCGCCAGCACCAGCUCCUUUCUGAUCCCUCUGUCGUGGGGGGGCGUGAUGUACCGGUGGAGCUCCUGGCACACCUUACUCCCUCUAUGCCUUGGGGUGGGCGGGCUCCUCGCCUUCGGGGGCUAUGAGUAUCGGUGGGCACGACAGCCGGUGAUCCCACCGACCAUCUUCCGGGACCGAUCGACGAGCAUUGCAUUGGGGAGCUUUUUCUGUCUCGGCUUCCUCCUGUGGUGUGGCCUCUACUAUCUCUCACUCUACUACCAGAUCGUCAAGGGAUACACCCCGAUCGUCACCGGCGUGGCGCUGUUCCCUGCCACCCUGACGAUCGCGCCCGUGGCCGCUGUGACCGGGUUUGCCAUCGCAGCCACUGGUCGGAUCCGCUGGGCGAUCUGGGCCGGCUGGAUCCUUGCCACGGUGGGGUUCGGCUUACUCUGUCUCCUGCAGGUCGAGACCCCCAUCCCCGGGUGGGUGUUCAUCGAGAUGGUGUCCGGGAUAGGGCUGGGGAUGGUGGUGCUGGGCGCCGCCCUGGCCGUGCAGACCAGCAGCCCCCCGGAGCUCGUGCCUUUGGCCAUCAGCCUGGCCACCUUUUUCCGCAGCUUCGGCCAAUGCGUCGGCGUGGCGAUCGGGGGCGUGAUCUUUCAGAAUCGCGCCACCGCGCUCCUGGCCCGCCACCCCCAUCUGCGGGCGAUCGCGCAGCGAUACCGUCAGGAUCCGUUCGGUCUCAUCCCGGCGUUGGAGAGGGCGGACGCGGCCACGCGCGGGGAGGUGCGGUCGGUGUAUGCGGACAGUCUGCGCACGAUCUGGGCGAUGGGUUGCGCCCUCUCCGGCGUGGCGUUGAUGGCGAGUCUGUGGAUGAAGUCUCGGGCUUUGAGAUGA
Messenger RNA from Aspergillus saccharolyticus JOP 1030-1, 1557 nucleotides. RefSeq names its product MDR family MFS transporter. NCBI's taxonomy places the organism in Eukaryota, Fungi, Ascomycota, Eurotiomycetes, Eurotiales, Aspergillaceae. The coding region runs from base 1 to 1557 and encodes 518 amino acids. The transcript has 4 exons. Gene Ontology annotation, molecular function: transmembrane transporter activity. The record is from RefSeq and is a predicted model, not a curated record. Gene Ontology annotation, biological process: transmembrane transport.